AUGUCGUCCUUCGCCCUUGUCAUGAGGAGGUCUGGCCUCGCCAUGGGCCGCCGCAUGGUCCGCUUCGAGUCGACUGCUCCCAACGCCGCGCAAAAGGCUGCCGAAUCCGCCAAGGAGUCCGCCUCUAAGGCCUCGUCCUCUGCCUCCGAUCUGGCCAGCAAAGCCACCCAGGGCCUGUCGCGCGUCACGUCUGCUGCCGGCCCGGCUCUCGCCGGCGCUGCCAAGGGCCUCGGCGCUGCUCUCACCAAGCUCGGCGGCCGCUCGGCUCGUCUGGUUGCCUUCGUCGAGCGCCAGACACCUCUCGUGGUCUACUACUCUAAGGUCGUUGUUGAGCUCGGUCGGUUGGUUGCCAAGGGGCAGAACAUGAGUCCGCCUUCUCUUUCUACCUUCCAGACCUACUUCCAGAACGUCUGGAAGCAGCUGCAGAACCCCAGCGCCCUUCUGCAAAAGGUCAACCCCCAGCAGCUCCGGAACCUCUCAAAAGCGCAGGUCGCCGCUGGCGGUGUCGUGUUCGCCGAGUGCCUGGGCUUCUUCACCGUUGGCGAGAUGAUCGGCAGGUUCAAGUUGAUUGGCUACCACGGCGAAGUCCACCACGAUGGCCACCACUAA
This is a messenger RNA of Thermochaetoides thermophila DSM 1495, 609 nucleotides long. Its product is annotated as ATP synthase-like protein. Gene Ontology annotation, molecular function: proton transmembrane transporter activity. Lineage: Eukaryota; Fungi; Ascomycota; Sordariomycetes; Sordariales; Chaetomiaceae. The record is from RefSeq and is a predicted model, not a curated record. The transcript has 3 exons. Gene Ontology annotation, biological process: proton motive force-driven ATP synthesis. Bases 1 to 609 code for a protein of 202 amino acids.